AUGGCGGCGGCGGCGACAACUCCGACCAGAAGCGGAGGUGCCGGAGGGCCGCGAGGGAGGUUGCGGGUGCAGCUCCGGGUGGCAGUGGCGUGGGGAGUGGUUGCAAGCUUAGCUCAGCUCGAGCUCGCCCAGGGAGCCUGCAGGGUGGCUGCAGCGCGGCGACAGUGCUCGUCGAAGGCGGCAGUCGGCGGGGAAGAUGAAUCUGAAUCUAACAGUGAAGAAUCAGAUCUUAGUGCUUAUGAUGAUGGAGAAGACACAUCAUGGAUAUCAUGGUUCUGUAACUUAAGAGGGAAUGAAUUCUUCUGUGAAGUUGAUGAUGAGUACAUACAAGAUGAUUUCAACCUUUGUGGGCUAAGCAGUCAAGUUCCUUAUUAUGAUUAUGCUCUUGAUCUUAUCUUGGAUGUUGAAUCUUCUCAUGGUGAUAUGUUUACAGAAGAGCAAAAUGAGUUGGUGGAGUCAGCUGCAGAGAUGCUAUAUGGUUUGAUUCAGGUUCGCUACAUUUUAACCAGUAAAGGGAUGGCUGCAAUGCUGGAUAAGUUUAAGAACUAUGAUUUUGGGCGAUGCCCUCGAGUUUACUGCUGCGGCCAACCAUGUCUCCCAGUUGGGCAGUCAGAUAUUCCUCGAUCAAGUACUGUAAAAAUAUACUGUCCCAAAUGUGAAGACAUAUAUUAUCCAAGAUACAAGUACCAAGGCAGUAUCCUUUCAUUCUUGAUUGAGUUCUUGCUAGUACUUUGAUGCUAAUUCAUUCAUAUUUUGUAUGCAUUUAGUCUCAUUCUGGUGAACAUUUUAUCAUUCUCUUUCCUCAAGCCACCA
Molecule: messenger RNA, 813 nt
Organism: Ananas comosus (pineapple)
Lineage: Eukaryota; Viridiplantae; Streptophyta; Magnoliopsida; Poales; Bromeliaceae
Product: casein kinase II subunit beta-1-like
Exons: 4
Coding region: 1-735 (244 amino acids)
Cellular component (GO): protein kinase CK2 complex; cytoplasm
Molecular function (GO): protein kinase regulator activity
Source: RefSeq, a predicted model, not a curated record